Messenger RNA from Columba livia (rock pigeon), 5389 nucleotides. RefSeq names its product DET1 partner of COP1 E3 ubiquitin ligase (gene DET1). Gene Ontology annotation, cellular component: cullin-RING ubiquitin ligase complex; nucleus. The record is from RefSeq and is a predicted model, not a curated record. The transcript is spliced from 5 exons. Gene Ontology annotation, molecular function: ubiquitin protein ligase binding; ubiquitin-like ligase-substrate adaptor activity. Lineage: Eukaryota; Metazoa; Chordata; Aves; Columbiformes; Columbidae. Gene Ontology annotation, biological process: positive regulation of proteasomal ubiquitin-dependent protein catabolic process; protein ubiquitination. Bases 166 to 1821 code for a protein of 551 amino acids.
CAGGCGGGCCCGGAGCUUCCCCUGGAGCCCAGAGUCCUUCCACAACCCUCGGAUACCCGGGGCUUCCUGCGGCCCCCCUCGGCAGGCCUGUAGGCCGUCCCUUUCCUCCUGGUGGCCCUUGUAGUGCCCCGGUUCCCAGGAUGAAGAUGAAGUAGAGCUCUGGCCAUGGACCAUGACGCUCCCACCAUCAGGCCCCGCCGCAUCCAGAACCAGAAUGUCAUCCACCGCCUGGAGCGCCGCCGGAUCAGCUCGGGCAAAGCUGGCACCCAUUGGCACCAAGUCCGUGUCUUCCACCAGAACGUCUUCCCCAACUUCACCGUGGUCAAUGUGGAGAAGCCACCUUGCUUCUUGCGCAAGUUCUCCCCUGAUGGCCGCUACUUCAUCGCCUUCUCCUCUGACCAGACCUCUCUGGAGAUCUAUGAGUAUCAGGGCUGCCAGGCAGCGGAAGAUCUCCUGCAAGGCUACGAGGGAGAGAUCCUGGCCAAUGGCAAUGACCAAAGAUCUGUCAACAUCCGGGGGCGGCUCUUUGAGCGCUUCUUUGUCCUGCUCCAUAUCACCAACGUGGCCUCCAAUGGGGAGCACUUGAACCGUGAGUGCAGCUUGUUCACCGAUGACUGUCGCUACGUGAUCGUUGGCUCUGCCGCAUACCUGCCCGAGGAGCCUCAUCCCCCCUUCUUUGAGGUUUACCGCAACAGCGAGUCGGUCACCCCCAAUCCCCGCUCCCCCUUGGAGGAUUAUUCCUUGCACAUCAUAGACCUCCACACGGGCAGGCUGUGCGACACGCGGACUUUCAAAUGUGAUAAAGUCAUCCUGUCUCACAACCAGGGGCUGUACCUCUAUAAGAACAUCUUGGCCAUUCUCUCUGUGCAGCAACAGACUAUUCAUGUCUUUCAAGUAACACCAGAGGGUACGUUCAUUGAUGUACGGACUAUCGGCCGCUUCUGCUACGAGGACGAUCUCCUGACUCUAUCUGCAGUGUAUCCCGAGGUGCAGCGGGACACUCAGACGGGGAUGGCCAACCCCUACAAAGAGCCCUUCAUAAACUCUUUGAAGCACAGGCUGCUGGUGUACUUGUGGAGAAGGGCUGAGCAGGAUGGGAGUGCUAUAGCAAAAAGAAGGUUCUUCCAGUACUUUGAUCAGUUGAGGCAGCUCCGCAUGUGGAAGAUGCAGCUUUUGGAUGAGAACCAUCUGUUUAUCAAAUACACUAGUGAAGAUGUGGUCACGCUGCGGGUGACAGAUCCCUCCCAGCCUUCAUUCUUCGUCGUGUACAACAUGGUGACCACAGAGGUUAUCGCCGUGUUUGAGAAUACGUCCGAUGAGCUGCUGGAGCUGUUUGAGAACUUCUGUGACCUCUUCAGGAAUGCCACCCUGCACAGUGAGGCAGUCCAGUUCCCCUGCUCGGCUUCCAGCAACAACUUUGCCAGGCAGAUCCAGCGCCGGUUCAAAGACACUAUUGUGAAUGCCAAGUACGGAGGGCAUACGGAGGCCGUGCGGAGGCUGCUGGGCCAGCUCCCCAUCAGCGCCCAGUCGUACAGUGGCAGCCCCUACCUCGACCUCUCCCUUUUCAGCUAUGAUGACAAGUGGGUGUCUGUCAUGGAGCGGCCCAAGACCUGCGGAGAUCACCCGAUAAGAUUUUACGCUCGUGAUUCUGGCCUCCUGAAGUUUGAGAUCCAGGCGGGACUCCUGGGGCGACCCAUCAAUCACACAGUACGACGCCUGGUUGCAUUCACCUUCCACCCCUUCGAGCCCUUUGCCAUCUCGGUGCAGCGCACUAACGCAGAGUACGUGGUUAACUUCCACAUGAGGCACAGCUGCACGUAGUGUGACACGUAGCUGGGGCGGCCACUGUCCUUGAGUCUGGGCCUCUGCUCCAGACGCACCAAAGCCAGACACUUGCACCUUCUAGGAAACCAAACCAUCACUCAUGUCAAGAAACCUGACCUGGGAGCUCCUACCAGCCAGCAUCUCAGAGGCCCCUCAGCUGUGGAAAGCUGAUCUGGUCAAGUUAGGACUGUGAAUGUUUCUUCUGACCCUGUUUGUACUGUGGAGGUCCUGCUGCAUUAAGUGCUGCUGUCGUUCCCUACUCCUGUUGAUGAACAAAGUAUAACUGAAACUCCUUUCCUGGUUUCCCAGAGAUGUGUCUCUUUUCUCUCCUGUUGUGGGUCAGGCUCACCUCUCUGUCUGGGAAGAUCAUGGAACAGAUCCUCCUACCAGCUAUGCUAAGGCACGUGGAGGACAGGGAGGUGAUUUGGGACAGCCAGCAUGGCUUCACCAAGGGUAAGGCCUGCCUGACCAACCUAGUGGCCUUCCAUAACAGAGUAACUACAUUAGUGGGCAAAGGGUGGGCUACAGAUGUCAGCUGUCUGGACCUCUGUAAAGCCUUAGAUACUGUCCCCCACAACAUCCUUCUCUCUAAAUUGGAGAGAUAUGUAUUUGUUGGGUGGAUGAGGAAUUGGCUGGAUGGUCACAUCCAGAGGGGAGUGGUCAAUGGCUCCAUGUCCAGAUGGAAGUGAGUGGUGAGCAGUGUCCCUCAGGGGUCCCUGUUGGGGUCAGCACUGUUUAGUAUCUUCAGCACUGAUACAGACCAUGGGAUCGAGUGCACUCUCAGCAAGUUUGCAGAUGACACCAAGCUGAGUGGUGCAGCUGACAGGCCUGAGGGACAGGAUCCCAUCCUGGACAAGUUUGAGAAGUGGGCCCAUGUGAACCUCAUGAGGUUCAGCAAGGCCUGGGGAGAAAAGGCUCUGGGGAGACCUUAUUGCAGUCUUUCAGCACUUAAAAGGGGCCUAUAAGAGAGAUGGGGACAGACUUUUUAGCAGAAUCUGUUGUGAUAGGACAAGGCGUGAUGGUUUUAAACUUAAAGAGCUAGGUUCAGACUAGACAUGAGGAAGACAUUUUUGCAGUGAGGGUGGUGAAAUACUGGUACAGGUUGCUCAGAGAGGUGCUGGAUGCCCAGUCCCUGGAAACAUUCCAGGCCAGGCUGGACAAGGCUCUGAGCAACCUGAUCUGGGUGAAGAUGUCCUUGUUCAUUGCAGGGGGGUUGGACUAGAUGAGGAGGUCCCUUCCAACCCAAACUGUUCUAUGAUUAGGAUGGCAAAGAUGGAGCUUUGCAACACAUCUGUGGACUGCUCCUUUUUGCACUGGUGCUUUUCUACCUUGUUGAGACAAACAGCCUAUUGUAGAGGGAGUGGAUAGGAAACCAUGGGGAGGGCUUGAAAAUACCUGUUUGUAUCUUGAGUAUUACUGUGGAAAUGAAAUCCUUUUCUCAUCCACACAAUCUACUUGUGUGAUUUUAAUAUGCAAGAGGUCAGGAAAAAAAAAAGGGGGGGGUGAGAAAUCACUGCAAUUGAGAGACAUGAGGUGUGUUCCUGACUCAUAUGCAAGUCACUUAAUCUUUGUGCCUUAGUAUCUGUGAAAAGUAGUGUGUCAAAACCAGACAGCCAGGGCAGCUGCCUGUGUCACUAGCACAUGAGGAGGUGGGUACAGAAGGAGGAUGGCUGGCUGGGAAGGGUGAGGGGAGCAACAGCAGCUCCUUGCUCACAUCAGAAGGACUUUCCUGCAGCGUGGGGGUGAAUCCUCGCAACCAUCUGCAGGUUCUGCUGCUGAGAGGAAGGGAGACCCAGCUGCUGGCACCCUCCUGUGUGUUCGAGUAUUAAUAACAUUUGGGUUUCCCUGGAAAGGGGUGAGGAGACCUGAACUAAUGUGCAUUGCUGCAGGUUUGCAGUUACGAGGUGGGCUUAUUGACUUAGGUUGCUUGUUCGAUGUGCUGUUCUCUGUGAGAACCAGAUUUGCUGUUCUGGGCAUCAGCACAGCUGGCUGGUGUGGCGAUGCUGCCUGGACCACCGCGGUGUUUGUGCUGCCGAUAUUAUUUUAUCGGGUAUGAUAUUACGUGCCACUGUGGACUGAUGAGGAUGCUGGCCCUUCUCUCUUAAAACGUGGAGUUUUUGGCUGUAGGCCACAUUUUGGGUUUUUCUGCACGCAGGCUGGUUUAGGGCUGUGCCACCAGGUGGUGUGGCCAUCCCAGCGUCAUGGCCUGCUCCAUUGGAAGCUGGAACCUGCUGUCAUCCCUUUCCCAUGGGAGGUACAGAGGGGCAUUAGAAAAUUGGUGCUUACACAUGGGAGACUCUCUGCUUUAUAGGACCCUGUGGGUGUCAUGUUGGACCAAAAUGAGCUCUGGGUGAUGUGUUGUGGCCACAUGCCUGUGAAGAGCAGUAUUGAAGCCAUGCAUUCAUUUUGCAUGGUAAUGCAUAGGAAAAUAACUGUGGGGGUUGGUGGUACCUGCUUGUAGCAUAAUGGAGGGUGCCCUGGGGUCCUUGCAUCCGCGUUUACUCUCUGUCUCAUCUCUCCUCUCCUGGCCUUGCUAAACAUAUUUCCAGGGUAAGGCGUAUUUCACUGCUCCUUUCCUGGUGUUUGCACUGUUAGUUUCUCAGCUCUGUCAGAAGUGACUUCAGGUCAGACGACUGCUAAUAGAGGAGUGUCAGGCAAUGCGUGCUUUAGCUCCAGGUUCUUCUCCGUCUAAUAACACUAUUUGUCAAGGUUUUAGGUUUUUAUCCUGUGAUCCGUUCCUCAAACAUUCAGUUAAACCUCCAAGUGGAGAAUCAUUUGCACAUUGUAGAUCAUGGAUUUACCUCCUUCUGCACUGCUCUCACAUUUGUUCACACUUCCAGUAUGAGAUGGUUUUUCUUUUCCAAAGCUCUCAGCAGCUCCAUCCAAGACUGGGUUUACUCCUUGGCAUCACAGCCUGGGAGGUCAGUCCUUACUAAAUUAGCUGUCAGAUCUUGAUUUAGAUUCUUUGGUGGCAAAAAUAUAAACCAUGUAGCAUUUCUGCAGUCAGAGAUUUUGCUUUUUGCAGUCCUGUGUGAAGCAGAGUGUGGCACAAAUUGUUGGGCUUGGGCCUGAGAGACCAGAGAUCUGUUCUUAGCUCUGCUAUUAAAUUGUUCUGUGACUGGGGGCAAAUCUCUUCCUGUUCCAGCUGGUGUUUUCUUCUCUGUAAAUGAGGCCAAAAACAUAUUUUCAGCUUUUGUAAAACACUUUGAGAUUCAUGGAUAAAAAGUGCAGGAUAAGUGCUAAGUAUUUUCUUAUUAUGUUUGCAGACAAACUGAUUGAUCAUUCUGGGUACUAAUUGCCUUGGAGUACUAUAGCAGAUCCUCUGGUCUUGGCUGAUGCAUUUUAUAUCUACAGCAGAAUUAGUUUUAUUACAGAAAUGUAUUGAAAGAAAAGUCUCUCAUGCUUGAAAUUUUGAUUCUUUUAUUUAAGAAACAAAAAGUGUGCGUGUGGUGGGGAGGGUGGGAGGAAAGGGGAGAUAUUUUCUACCUGAUAUUUUUCUUAGGCUUGGAUGAAGAUUUGUUAGCAACACAAGAUAAAAGUGGAAUAAAUGGAAUUUGCUUUAAAA